UGUAAAUGUGGCUUUGUUAGGAGUCAUGAAGCGGGCCCGGUCCAGAGUGCCACCCGCUUGGGUUGCCGCCUCAAAUGAGCUGGGAUCGAGGCUGCGGCUCGCUCCGAUGAGCGCCGAUCGCCGCGCACACGCACGGCGCUGUGACACGCCUCCUUCCUGUCCAAAGCUCAAAGUUCACCUGACACUAAGCAGACGGACGCCACACGGCAGGGAAGAAAACUGGAAUGCUCCCGUAACGCCGACGUUUCCUGAAAAAACAAGUCAGUCAGCACUCGGGGUGCAAACAUGGAAGUUCAAAGUGGCAAACGGACCCACGGCCAGCGGCCCGAAAGAUCCCAUUGACGGACUACGAUCGGUCGGUCGGUCGGGAGCGGCGGCGGCCAUUUUGGAGCCAAAGGCAGGUGUGACUCACUCGGUAGGCCUGUUGCCUGGCAACCCUUGUGCUCCUCCUCCAAUUGAGGCAGUUUACUGUGCUCCUCCUCAGCGCCACCCACUGGCCAGCAUGGAGGCUGCGGCUGUGCACGGCGAGACGGAGGCGCUGCGGCAGUUCUUCCGUGGUCACGACGUCAGGCAAGUUCUGGACAAUUCGGUUGCCGUGGAUACCAGCAUCCUGGAGCAGUACCUCAGCAGCGACUUCAAUGCUUUCCCGCUUCCCGAGUCUCCCCCAAACUCGGACGUCUGCUCACCCGAGCGGAUUCCAGAUUUCCAAACGGAGAUUUCCUAUUGGUCCGAGCGGCCCCUCCUCCGGCCGACCGCAUGCCGCUCGCAUUUUGGCCAAUCCGACGGCGGCUCCGUAGCUCCGUCGCCGUCCGACAGCUACGUCGGCGGCGGGAUGCCAUCGGGCUCGCCCGCCAGCCUGCUGACCUCAGCCUUGCCCUUGCUAAACUGCUUCCCCGACAGAAGCAAACGAAAGCGAAGCGAGUCGCAGGACUCGUCGGCGGGACCCGACCGACUUGCGCUCGGAGACGAGGGGACCCGAGGCGGACCCGUCCUCGGCGGGCGCUUGAGCUGGGAGUCCUUUUGUCCGGCCGAGUGGAGCGCCGUCCUUGAUGCAAACUUGCACGUCAUGCCCCCGCCGGCCUUGGCCGUGGCUACGGACAAAGGCUUCAACUUCUCGCCGACCGACGAGGCUUUUGUAUGCCAGAAGAAGAACCACUUCCAGGUGACGGUUCACGUGGGUGUGGCCAGAGAGCCCGUCUACGUGAGAACGCCGCGCGGCGUGCGCCAUCUCCACUACUUUGAAAUCAACGUGUUUGGGGUCAAGAUGGAAUCUCCGGAGCAUCGCGUGAGCAUGGAGCAGUCUCAGGCCGACCGCACCAAGAAGCCUUUGGGGCCAGUCAGGGUUAGCGUGACCGCCGGCGUCGUGGGCAAAGUGACGUUAGGACGGCUUCAUUUCAGCGAGACCACCGCCAAUAACAUGAGGAAGAAGGGGCGGCCCAACCCAGACCAGAGGUACUUCCGGGUGGUAGUAGGGUUGUACGCUGCCGUCAAGGAGGAAGACCAAGACGAGGAGCUGUCAUCCUUCCUCCUGGCCGCCCUCCUGUCCGAGAGACUCAUCGUCAGGGCCUCUAACCCCGGCCAGUUCGAGAUGGACGGCGACGCCCUGUGGCAGCGGGGGGCGGAGCACGACGCCGUGACGUGCCACGGCCGGGUGGGCAUCAACACAGAUGCCCCCGACGAGGCGCUGGUGGUGUGCGGCAACGCCACCGUCAUGGGGCGCGUCAUGCAGCCGUCGGACCGGCGCGCCAAGAGCAACAUCCGGGAGGUGGACGGUGAGGAGCAGCUGAGGAGGAUCACGCGCAUGCGCCUGGUGGAAUUCGACUACAAGCCCGAGUUUGCCUCCAAGAUGGGCAUCAAACACACGCACCAGACAGGCGUCCUGGCUCAAGAGGUGAAGGAGCUGCUCCCUUCGGCCGUCAAGGAGGUCGGCGACAUCACGUGCCACGGCGGCCAUAAGAUCGACAACUUCCUGAUGGUGGACAAGGAUCAGAUCUUCAUGGAGAACGUGGGCGCGGUGCAGCAGCUUUCCAAGAUGGCCGACAGCCUGGAGACCCGCGUGAGCGAGUUGGAGGUUUGGAAGCGGCGCCUCGCCAAGCUCAAGAGCCUGACGGGAAGUCUGCGCUCCAGCGGGAUGUCAAGGAAGCCCAGCACCGCGUCGGCGGCAACGGCGCAGAGUUUCCACGGGGGUCUCAAAGCCUCCGAGGCGCCCGCUGACGCUUGCGUGUCGCAGAGAAUGUUUCGCGCCGGCGUGUUCACACUGUGCCUCGCCGUCGCCGCCUGCAUCAUCACCAUCGGCACCGUGUACCUGCUCAACUUGAUGCAAGGCAACGUUGGGCCGCCUUCCAGCGUCAGUAACAGCAGCGUACUUCCGACACCAGCCGGCGGCAGCUCAGCGCCGCCCGUCAGCCCCCCGGGGCCGUGGCCCCCCGACGUGCACUUCUGCCAUCUGCUGUACUGCGACGCCGUGUACUGCUGCCCCUCGCCAGCGGGAGGCGCCGACCCGCCGACGGCCGGCCGCGGAGCGGAGAAAAGCCAAGACGAGCUUCUGCGGAAGCUUCAAAGCGCUCCGGACUGGACAAACACCACCAUCGAGUCUUUUGUGAUCAAAGAGAACCAGCAGGUGAUUGACAGCCGCUACUGCGUGCGAGACGAGUGCGGACCCGACAGGUUCGUCUUCCAAGUCCCCGUCAGUCCGUUUGUCCCCGUCAACAUGCGGGUGACCCUCGUCAUGAAUUCCACCGAGCUGCUGGUGGUGCACCUGUGCGCCUCCCACGAGUCGGCCGCCUGCGCCGCCCCGCGCCACGCCGAGCUGCUCGGCGCCGCCGGCUACGCCUCCAACACGCAGGUGACACCAAAAAGCACCUCGAGCGGUGUAACGGCUGCCCCCGGUGGCCCGGCGCCGCAUCAGCUGCCGUGUUUGCUUGCUUGCAGGGGGAACACGAGUGGCCGCUGCACGUGGCUCGCCUCUACCACAGCUCCUACCACUUUCGAUCCGCCGUGGCUGGCCAAGCCGACUGCAGUACCGACCAUCACUUUGGGGGGGCGCUGUUCACAGACUACCAUUUCUACUUCUACCGUCGCUGCAGCAACUGAAGCAGCCACUUGUUUUUUUUUUUGGGUUUUUUUUAUCCGAGUCCAGUCUCAAAGGUGUGACAGAAUGUGAAAUAAUAAAUAAAAAUAACGAUGAAAAUAAACA
This is a messenger RNA of Syngnathus acus (greater pipefish), 3196 nucleotides long. RefSeq names its product myelin regulatory factor-like protein. NCBI's taxonomy places the organism in Eukaryota, Metazoa, Chordata, Actinopteri, Syngnathiformes, Syngnathidae. The record is from RefSeq and is a predicted model, not a curated record. The transcript has 23 exons. Gene Ontology annotation, molecular function: DNA-binding transcription factor activity; sequence-specific DNA binding. Gene Ontology annotation, cellular component: endoplasmic reticulum membrane; nucleus. Bases 26 to 3163 code for a protein of 1045 amino acids. Gene Ontology annotation, biological process: positive regulation of DNA-templated transcription; protein autoprocessing.